GCUAUGAAUAAAUGAAAAAUUGACUUUGUCACUUUGACACUUUCGUCAAUCACUGGCCAUAAAAAUUUGAAAUGUCGCUUAUCAAAUUCAUAAACAAUCCCAAAGUACACCAGGCCCUUAUAUUGGCUGUUAAAGUAGGGUUAGCAGCUGGUGCUGUCUACUACAUCAAAGAUCAAGGUGUUUGGAAGGAAAGUGAAGAAACACAAAAAACCUGCCAGGAACUGAAAUCAACCAUUAAUCCCUAUAUUAGAGAUCUUAAAGCCCAGAUUCCAAUUGAGUUGCCGGAAAUCCCAGAAACAGAAAAUUUAUUGCAAAGCACCAAACAGUAUUGGAAUAAAGGUGUACAAUCUGCAUUUGAGCAUCUGACCAAAAGCCCAGAGUAUAUUAGUGAGUGGACAAAAAAGGGAUAUGAAAGUGUUAUGCAAAAUAAGGAGAUUAGCAAUCUGGUGGGAAGCUUGAACAACAAAUCCCAAGUUGAAAAAUAAUCUAGUCCCAUAUUAAUAUAUGUAAUUUGUUUUGAAAUAAAUACCAUUCAAAAAAAAAA
This is a messenger RNA of Aethina tumida (small hive beetle), 544 nucleotides long. RefSeq names its product MICOS complex subunit MIC13 homolog QIL1 (gene QIL1). The record is from RefSeq and is a predicted model, not a curated record. NCBI's taxonomy places the organism in Eukaryota, Metazoa, Arthropoda, Insecta, Coleoptera, Nitidulidae. The coding region runs from base 72 to 485 and encodes 137 amino acids. Gene Ontology annotation, biological process: cristae formation. Gene Ontology annotation, cellular component: MICOS complex; mitochondrial crista junction. The transcript has 3 exons.